AUGGACGACAACCAGGAAUCUCUCAAAGAAAACUACAGAUUUCGGUGCCACGUUGGCCUAUUCUGUGAAACGAUAAGAAUAGCCGUUGAAGAGAUGAGAGAAAUUGAAGAAGUUCUCCUGUUUUUGAAAGAUUUGGGCAGAAAACAUAGGAUGUAUGGUGCGACACCUACAUAUAUUAAGACAGCGGGAGAAGGAAUAGUGUAUGCAAUAGACAGAAAAUUGGGUAACGAAUUCACUCGGUCAAUGAAAACAUCUUGGAAAAAAUUCUUUACAAUAUUACAAGAUUCAAUAUUAGAAGGUUUAGAAUUUGGAUAA
Molecule: messenger RNA, 315 nt
Organism: Lottia gigantea (owl limpet)
Lineage: Eukaryota; Metazoa; Mollusca; Gastropoda; Lottiidae
Exons: 2
Coding region: 1-315 (104 amino acids)
Molecular function (GO): heme binding; oxygen binding
Source: RefSeq, a predicted model, not a curated record